AUGUCGGGUCGACCGCAUCGUGCGACCCACAGCAGGCUCCCGACAAGGCUCUGGAAACUCGUGAUCGUCAGUCGUUCUGCCGUGCCGGCUCCCCGCGCGGGAAGCGGCAGCGCGUCGGUGCUCUCUGACUCGAUCGACGCUUCGUCACUUAGUGGUGAGCGCACUGCGUUCGCCUUCUCCAGACGGUUCUCGUGA
Molecule: messenger RNA, 195 nt
Organism: Peronospora matthiolae
Lineage: Eukaryota; Oomycota; Peronosporomycetes; Peronosporales; Peronosporaceae
Source: the annotation of a GenBank genome assembly